GCGGCGGGGACUGCGCUCGCAGCCUCACUUCGCUCACUUCCCCGCUCCGCGCCCGCCGCCCGCUUCCCUCGCACUCGCGGCCGCCCCGCGCCCGUCCCGCGCGCCGGGCAUGUGAGGCGCGGGCGGGUGCCGCCACCAUGGCCUCGACGCGCGCCUCGCGGUGGCCGCCGCCGCCGCCGCUGCUGCCUUUGCUGCUGCUGCUGCUGCUGCCGGCGGUCCCCGGGACGCGGGGCCAGCCGUCCUCCCCGGCCCGCAGCGCGCCGAGCGGGGAGCCCCUCGCAGACACCCGGCUGGUGCGACCACCGCAGCCCGGUCCCGGGCGCGAGCAGCAGGCGCCGCCGCCCUGGGAGCGCCGUGGGCCCGCGGCCUCCGGCCCCAGCCAGACGUCCCCCGGACCGGGCACCGCGACGCCGCAGGGACCCUCCGGCCGGCUCCCCAGAGGCCAGAGCGCGGCUGCUGUAAGGAACCACUGGCCAGAAAGUAACACUGAGCCCCACAUAGAAAACAUCACCUUUUAUCAGGACCGAGUGAACCUUUCGGCAGUGACCUCCAAAGAAGACGUGAUGAUUCAGACCCCUAGAAAGAGCCAGGCUUCUUCCAGUGCUCCAGGAGACUUUACUCCACUAACUGGAACUGUAGAUGUUGGAGGACGAAACAACUCUCAAAGUGGAACAAAUUUCACCAUUUCUCCUGUCAGGCAUUCACCUGAGACACCAACAGCUCUGACUUCCCAGAGCAACAUCUCAGCCUUCGAAGGGCUUCACCUGUCAUCCAGCAGUUCAGAGUCAGAAGAAAGAAUUACUGCUUCUCAAAGGGAGAGUGGGACAUCCUGGGGCUCACUGGCAAGGGGGAAGGGUCUGCCAGAAGAAGUGACUGUGCACACCCAAGUGGCCGCCACGUCUUUCUCACAUCAGUCUUUUCUUUCUGCUUCGGCCGUGGGAGAGCAGACCAUGCUCUCCAGGGUGAGAGAUUCUUCAGAACCUGGGCUCUUCUCUCAGCAUUUUUCCAGGACGCCAGCUAACUCUCCUCCCUUAGAUCAUCCUUCGUCUUCUGAAAGUAUGAAGGAGCUGGACAAUGCCACUGCUGUCAGUAGCCCCUUGAUCAGUGAGACAGAGAGUGAGCCUGUUGCCACCACGUUCACUGACGGUGGCCCAGGGAUGAGCCAAUCUUUGGCCAUGAGUCUGGGAUCUAUAAACAAGAUAGACAGAUUCACUGAGGACUCCGAAAUUGCUACCACUUCAGCACCAGUCCACUCUUCACCGUCUAUAGAGGAACUGAAAGGGAACAGUAGCAUAAUCAAGAAUCCAGGGGAUGGGGAAUUCACUGAGCCAUCAACAGAAAAUGGAUUUGGACUUACAUCCUCAGAGAGCUCAACGGAAUUUUUGCAAAAUGAUUCCCCAACCUUUGGAGGACAUCAGCUUGCCAGCAGCUCUGAUGCAGAAAAUGGAAGUUCUGCUUCCCAGAUGGAGGCUGUGUCUGUGUCAGUCCCAUACAUCAGAGGUGGAGAGAGCACAGCACACUGGUCCUUGACCAACAGCAAGACAUUUGCAGAUGUGACAGGAAACUCUACUUCAUAUCCUGAAGUUGUGAACUCUUCAGUCUUGACCCAGUUUCCCUACUCAGGUCAACAGUCCAAAGGAAGUAACACAGCCUUGGAUGAUAGGAAUUACUCUGAGCCAUCCACAGUGUCUUUGCCUAUGUCUUCCUCGGAAAGCCUGGAUUCCUCAGCGUCACGUGGAGAACGUUCAACCGUUGAAGAUGGCCGAGAGCUGGGAGGCAGUUCCGACGCAGGGGAAAAGACUUCUGGUUCUCACUCUCACAGCCCACACACUCCAGCUACUUUCACUGGCACUGGAGAGCGGACGCUGCGCUCUCUUACCGAUGGGAACACGACUUCUGGGGAAGUGGGGGUUUCAGCAUCUGUGCCCAGAGAAGCAGUGAGUGCCACCCAGCACGCGGAUGUGACUGACAGCCCAGACCUAGUCCCGGGUUCACAGGCUGCCUCGCGUGCCCCCGGAGUCACUGGAAUUAGCUACGGUCAAGUGAGUGGCACAGCCAUUGAACAGAGGACUUCCAGUGGCCAGCCAGACCACACCUAUGUUUCAUCUACUUUCACCAAAGGAGAACGGACAUUACUGUCCAUUAGAGACAACAGUUCUUCCUUGGACAUAAAGGAGAGUUCGACCUCUUAUAUUAAGAUCUCAAACUCUUCACAUUUAGAGUAUUCAUCCUCUUUGCAUGCUCAGACCGAAAAAAGUAACGUCUCAUCCUACAAUGGGGAAUAUGCUCAGUCUUCCACUGAGUCGCUGGUUAUGCAUACAUCCAAUUUUCAGUCCUACACAUCCACCAUUAAUGUGCCAAACACUUUGGUUCUUUCGGACGCUGAUGCUGGAUCUGUUGGCAACUCAUCUUCUUCCUCGGGACCCUCUUUGGCUCUGCCCUCAGUGUCACAGUCCCACCAGUUGUUCUCAUCAACCUCACCAUCAACCAAGGCCUCCACUCAUCAAGUGAAGUCUACCUCUGAUGCAUUUUUGUCUUCCUCACCAUCACCUUUACCAGUGUCCUCAACUGCAAGUACACCUGCCCCGCUUUCCAUCUCACAGGCAACCUUACCACAUGCCUCUUCUACCCCAGUCCUUCCUGGGGUAAGGGAGAUUCCUGUGACUUCUGUUAGGAUGUCAACAAUGGCAUCGUCCACGGCAGUGCUCCACAGUAGUCAAACAGUGGACCCUAGGAACCAGAGCAACCCCUACCAAGAGAAAAUCAUUACAGAAUCAAAGUCUCCAACCCUGGUGCCUCUGCCAACAGGGUCCAUGGGAGCUGUAACAAUGAGCUCUCCUUCCAGGGUCCAUUUGCCCCCAGAGUUAACAGAGUCUUCCACCGAGCAGACCCUUCCAGCCAUGAGCACCAGCUUAGGCCACACGUCUUCAGCAUUGACAGCCACCACUCGUGAGACCUUUCAUCCCUCCAUGACCACUACCAGCCUCUCGUCAAGCACAGCAGCUCUGGUGGGGGGCGCCUCAACAGUACAGACUACCACCAGAAAACAGGUCUUGAUAACCAGUCCUGAGAUUCUGGUGCCACAAAUCUCAACAGAGGGUGCCAUCACCACAACAACGAGCCGAGUUCACAUAGAUAUCACCACCAGAUUGAUCCCUCCAACCAGUGUACCCACAUCAGCAAGAGAGACAGCCACAGGACUUGGCAUUACAGAAGAAUCCAGUCCUGCUUCACCUUUAUUCAGAGUAUCUCCUUCUCCCCAAACCACAGAUGUUUCUACCCAUGAAGUGUUGACUACUAAAUCUACCACCUCCAGUGCUCAGAGCAGCACACAGUCCCCAGUAGCUUUGUCAUCUCCAGCCUCAGUCAACAGCUGUGCCUCUCACCCUUGCCUCCACGAUGGGGAAUGCCUUGUUGACUCUUCCGAGCCUGGGUAUCGAUGCCUGUGCCCACCUUCCUGGCAAGGGGAUGACUGCAGUGUGGAUGUUAAUGAAUGCCUCUCGAACCCCUGUCCACCCCUGGCCACGUGCAACAAUACUCAGGGGUCCUUCAUCUGCAAAUGCCCAGUGGGAUACCAGUUGGAAAAAGGAAUAUGCAAUUUGGUGAGAACCUUCGUGACAGAGUUAAAAUUAAAGAAAACUUCUCUCAAUACUACUGUGGGAACACAUUCAGACCUACAUGAAGUAGAAAAUGAGAUCACCAAAACGUUAAAUGUGUGCUUUUCAACAUCUCCUGGUUAUACCCGAUCCACAGUGCAUGCUUCCAGGGAGCCCAGCACAGUGGUGAUCUCACUGCAGACCACCUUUUCCCUGGCCUCCAACGUGACGCUGUUUGACCUGGGCGACAGGAUGCAGAGAUGUGUCAACUCCUGCCGGUCCUCUGCCGAGGUCUGCCAGCUCUUGGCAUCUCAGCGGCGGCUCUUUAGAGCGGGCAGCUUGUGCAAGCGGAAAAGUCCUGAAUGUGACCGAGAGACCUCCAUCUGCACGGAUUUGGAUGGCAUUGCACUGUGCCAGUGCAAGUCGGGCUACUUUCAGUUCAACAAGAUGGAUCACUCCUGCCGAGCCUGUGAAGAUGGGUAUAGGCUUGAAAAUGAAACCUGUAUGAGUUGCCCAUUUGGUCUUGGUGGUCUCAACUGUGGAAACCCCUAUCAGCUUAUCACUGUGGUGAUUGCAGCAGCAGGAGGUGGACUUCUGCUUAUCCUAGGCAUUGCACUGAUUGUUACCUGUUGCAGAAAGAAUAAAAACGACAUAAGCAAACUCAUCUUCAAAAGUGGGGAUUUCCAAAUGUCCCCAUAUGCUGAGUACCCCAAGAACCCUCGCUCACAAGAAUGGGGUCGGGAAGCUAUUGAAAUGCAUGAGAAUGGAAGUACCAAAAACCUCCUCCAGAUGACAGAUGUGUAUUACUCGCCCACAAAUAUAAGGAAUCCUGAACUUGAACGCAAUGGGCUCUAUCCUGCCUACACUGGAUUGCCAGGGUCCCGGCAUUCUUGCAUUUUCCCUGGACAGUACAACCCAUCCUUCAUCAGUGAUGAGAGCAGGAGAAGAGACUACUUCUAAGUCCAGAAGAGAAAGGGCCCCGUGCUCUGAGUUACCCAGCACCCCUGCUGCUCCUGGGACGGCACCUGGAGGGAGAACCAAGUGCUGGCCGCUCCCGGGACUUGGCGGAGCCACACCUGAGUGGCAGGCAGAAAGUGGGACAGGCGCCAGGGGAGCGACCACAGUGGAAGGGGACAGAUGGAACCUGCGGACACGGCAACCACAAGCUGCUCAUUCGGCACCUUCGUUGUUACUGUGAAUGUAAACCUGGGCCAGUACGGGGGGGUUUCUCUGAGUAACUACGAAGUGGCCGCUGGCACUAAGGGGGACUGUUCACUGAGGCAGAUCACUAGGUAUCAUGGCAAGGAUCCAGUUUUUUCUAGUUUGCACUUUAGUAAAUUGGGUAGGGAGGUCUCCUUCUGGAUUUAUGUCAAGACUGUUCCGAAAAGAAGGCCUCCUUUGCUGAUUAAUUUGCAGCAAGAUACUGGCUCUUUAGUUAUCUUCCUGCCCAGUGCCUACAUGCUAAACAGCAGGUGAAGAUAAAGAUACCACUAAGGUCUGAAGAUGCUGCAGUUUAAUGUACAAUAUUUUAAUAUGUUUUUAGGUCUUACUAUGCUAUAGUUUUCAAGCCAACACCCAAAAUGAGGAAUUGAAAUUUGUGAGGCACAGAACACAAUACCAAUUUGUUGUUGUUUUUAUCAAGGUGAUAACAUUUAUUUAAAAUUAUGUUUUCCCUUUGCAGUUAAAUCUCACUUCUUCAAGCAAGUCUGGAUCAAGGCAAAACAACUUAUGUUCGGUUUUAGUUAGAGGCGUCAGCUGCCGUGUAGUGAGCCCAGCAGGCAGAAUUGGGGGCUGGCUGUGGGUGAAGGCCCUGGUGGAGCAUCUUUGGUCUGCAGGCAAUCAGGUCCAUCUUCUCAAAGUGGGCACCUGCGGUUGCCUGGCCUCUGACCACCAUCUCUGAGGCCCGAGGCUGCUAUGCAUGGAUUAGAAGUGGAAAGCUGAAUGCAGUUUGGGUCUGAGCAAGUAUUUACACUGCUGUAGGGAAAUUGGCUGGAUGUAGUUUCCUGCAGCUGAAUGUGGUUACAAGAAUGGACUGAAUGGGCACGUUAAAUUUCCUCAGACACCAGUGCUUUGGGAAGCUGUGUGGGUUCCUGGGGAAGAGUGGGGAGUCGGAUGGAGCCUCACGUGAGCUUGCUUACCUGCUAAUACAGCAUCUUUGGUUGGACCUACAAUCUUGCCCACCAAUUCAGUGCAAACUUUCAACUGCUCAAAGCUAUGUAUUAAUUGAAGAAAUAACUUAUCGUCUCUCAUCCAAUAAUUUGUACCUCUUUAUGCUACUCUGCAGUUCCUUCUAGAAACAUGGUUAUAAGUCAAGUCAGCAUUGGAGAGCUAAAGACUUCUGGCUAGUUAGGGAGUCGAGAAGUUUGCCUUUGGGAAGGAAAUCCCAUGGGUCUUAUUUAUUACACCUGUGACAUGGAUUUUGUGAGAGGGACAUAUUCAGUGCUCGGUAUCUGUAACUGCUACUUGUGGAGCUGUUUUUAUUCUCAUCAUCUGCUUUUGGAAUGUUGUGGUUUGGAUAAAGUAAAGAGAACCCAGAGGUAAAGGAACCAUUCCCACCCUGAAGCUCUGGGCUUGGUGGGACACGUUUCUCUGGAGACGGUUCAGCCAUUGGGAGCAGUUCCACCUUGGGCAUGGUUGAUUAAGGCUCUCAGAUUUCUUCAGAACAUAGAGAUAAUAGGUAAUCUUCAUUCUACUGGUUUUAAGUUUGUUCUCCUGUGUUCCACGGUCUCUACCACUUACCUUCACCACUGCUGCGUCAGGAACACGAGUCAGGUGUGAAGUAUCUUAGCACUUAAAUGCACUCAUCUCAUGGGACAGAUUAAAAAAAAAAUUCGUUUUUGUCAGUGGAUACCGCCUUAAAAUGCCAGAGUAUCACAUUUUGAAAUCUCAGGUCUUGCAUCUCUCUGUGGAACCAAAUGGCCCUUUCUUUCUAGUUUUCUCACAUCUGACUGGAGAGCUCUGAGCUCCUGCCCUUAGCUCACUUGAGCCAACAGACUUGGAUGCCCUGUGAGGUGGCCCAGCCUGCUGGCUCUUUACACAGCCUCCCUGCUCAUCCUCGGGACCCAUAAAUAUGGGAUGAGCUGAUGUGUGGGGCUGCUCCCAGGCAGGUGCUUCUGCUGCCUGCAGCCGACACCACAGCUGACAAGUCAUCUCCUAUAUCAGGGCCAGGAGCUAUGAGGUCCACAAAACCAAGCGCUCUGUCCCAAAAACAUUCUUGAGAAGCAUCCCAAAGUCCAGAAGAGGGUAUUCCUGUGAGUUCCAAGAACAUUUUCCUGUUAAUUGGUUUUGUCAAUACGGAUCACUUUGGUGUUUUUUGUUUGUUUGUUUUUGUUUUGUUUUACUGUGAAAAAAGGGAGGCACCCUGGAAGGUUGAGUUAACAAAAGAGGCAUAUGGAGAUGUGGGAGGUACACCUCAAGAGCCGUGGGGUACUGGGAUGUGUAUGAAAAUAGUAUGACUGUUACCCGUGCUAGCUGCCUGCCCUGGGUGAGGAAGAGAGGGCUGGCAUCACUCCUGCUUGGGAGGGUCCUGCCUGGACCAAGGGGAAAUCACUGGUUGGGUCACCGUGGCCUCUGGACUGACAGAGCAGGGCAGAACACACCCCUGGCAAGCAGAAGCCCUCAGCUCUGGCCUGAAUGCUCCUGCAUUGGUCCCUGCCCUGGAAUGUGUGACUAUUCAUGCACACAGAGCACCACAGGGCCCCACAGCUGGCCAAAGCAAGGAGGAAGGAAAAAGUGACACAUAUCUGCUCGUGAGAUGCUUAAACUUCCAUAAGGAAGAGCCAGGCCAAAUGGAACCUGGGUGGCCUGUAGCAUGUGGAGCAUGUUGUAUCAGAACUAAGAGGAGCUAGUCCACUGGCUUCCCAGCAUCUGUGGGUUUUGUUUAAGAUCCAGAGAGUCUUUCUUCCCCCUGUUUUCUCUUCUUUUCCCUGUGAGCCAGCUCAGAGCACUAGCAUCUGUUUAUUUAGGAGAAUUCUGCUAGCAUCUGUUGUGUCCCCACCAUGACCAAGAUCCCUGCAAAAUACUUGGCCCCCCAACACUUCUGUGAGGCGGGCAGGAGAAUGCCCAUUGCUCAGAUGUAGAAACCUUCCAACCCCAGUCUGCCCGACUCAGCCCCUUGCUCUUUCUACUAUACCUCCCUGCCUCACCCUGCAGUUUACUGUAAAUGUCAAAGAGGACAGGAGAGAAUGGGCCUUAAAAGUUAUUUUUUUGAGAAUCUUAGUAUUAUUAAGCAGUAACCAACUAAUAACCUGAAACGUAAAAAACUGUCAACUCCCUUUUUGAAAAGUCCUUUCGGGUUUGUUUCUCCAUAUAUUUUUUUGACAUGUGGUCACUGUUAAGAAAAUAGUGGCUGGCUUGUGCUUGGUGAGAAGCAUAUUGGUACGUGGCUCUGGGUGUAGGAGCUGUAAGGUGAUGACUUGGGUUUUUGACAAACACAGCUAGACUCAACUGUCCAACUGAGAGCUGCCUCCUUCAGAGGGGACCCUGGGAAGGCUCAGCCAUGUUCCCCGAGUCAGGCCAUGGCUCCCAGUGUAUUGGAAGCCUGUUUUGUGAACCAUUAUCAGAGUCAGGAGCAAAUACAGUUGAAUGUGUUCAAUGCUGUCAGAUCUUCCUUCUUUGAGAAGCUUAUUUUCGGAAGCAGCUAAGUCAUUUAGACCCAAUAUUGUUGAAUAGACGGCAUAAUCGAGCUGGCUGAUAACAUUUGAGGUCAAAAACUAAGCUGUGGCUAUUCAGUUCUUAGAGAGCCUUUGGGAGCACUUCCCAGAGUAGCAUCUUCACAAUACAAGCCUGACAGCUGCCCAGGAAAACGUCCUGGAAGGAUGAUACCUGUUCAGGUGUGAAAGUUUGCAGAGCAAGGAGUUCUCCCUCUCAUGUGGCUCCGUGGAGCAUCCAUGAAGCUAUUUUGCCCACUGGUGGGGUGCGCAGGUGCCUGUAAAUUUGUUCAAUCUUGUCUGAAGAAGCUAGAGCUGUACAGGCUGCUUGCUCUUGACUUACAUAAACCUAGUACCAAAACUAGAGUUUUGACCCCUAGUUCUAAAAUAUGCUAGUCUUGAGACUAGAAGCCUUCUCUGGAGAAAGAAAGAAUACUAUGUUCAGUAGUUCAGUAUUUUGUAUCUUAUUUAAAAUUGUCCUUCAUACCAGAGAGAUUUUUCUAUUUGAAGGCUUUUGGGUGGAUUAUAAGGGACAUUUGAUUUUCUUCUCAAAAUGUCAUUCUGAGUUUCUCAUGUGUGUUUUUGGAACAGGUUUAGUAGAGUUUGCCAUUGGGUAUGUGUUCUUUCUUUUUUUCUUUUCUUGAAUCUCCCAAAAAAGAAACAGAUUGAAAUACUAGGAACAUUAAAUUAUUAAAUGCCAAUAAAUUUGUGUAAAUAUAUCAUUUCACAGUUGUGUUACAAUCCAUCAUACCUGGUGUAAACUGUCCACAGAAAAGCCUGUGAAACCAAAGGGAACAAUGUAGGUCUAAACAGAAGCAGGUAUUAGACUGGCUCUGUCUCCUUGACAUUUUCAAGUAGUUUACAUAUUAGAGUCUGUUUUUUUUUUUAAUUAUUAUUGAUUUGGACAUGUUUAAUGCACUUCAGGUGUAGAGUUCAUGGGUAGAGAUGAUAGGACAGGGAUGAGAUGGAGACAGUCAAUGUGGGAGACUCGCCCAAUUCACUUAUCUUUCUGUAUUACCUUGGCCUACUUAAAACACAAGUUUCAUCAUGGGUUGCUGUGAGUUUUGUUAAUGUUUGUGUUGCUGGAUUUAUGGUUAAAUGAAGCAUAUAGUUGGAAUAUGAACUUUUUGAGUUUUCACACUGUCCUGGAUUUCUCUUUGUAAACCUAUAAACCUUAGCCCCUGGUUGAUUGUGUUAAAUCCAUUAUGAGAAUGUUAUUUAAAGUUGUAUUAUAACUGCAACCUCCACUACUUAUUCAGUACUGUAGCAGCAAAGUAUUAUUUGUAAGAAUUCGGUUAUUUUUAUACUUAUAUCCAUUAUAAGUCUGGCGUUCUAGUCAGUAAAAUGAUGCAAUAAAAUUAAUAUCAUUUUCA
This is a messenger RNA of Choloepus didactylus (southern two-toed sloth), 9618 nucleotides long. RefSeq names its product heart development protein with EGF like domains 1 (gene HEG1). The record is from RefSeq and is a predicted model, not a curated record. Bases 138 to 4556 code for a protein of 1472 amino acids. Gene Ontology annotation, molecular function: calcium ion binding. Gene Ontology annotation, biological process: heart development. Lineage: Eukaryota; Metazoa; Chordata; Mammalia; Pilosa; Megalonychidae. The transcript has 18 exons.